This is a messenger RNA of Lethenteron reissneri (Far Eastern brook lamprey), 6065 nucleotides long. Its product is annotated as glyoxylate reductase/hydroxypyruvate reductase-like. Gene Ontology annotation, molecular function: hydroxypyruvate reductase (NADH) activity; NAD binding; glyoxylate reductase (NADPH) activity. The record is from RefSeq and is a predicted model, not a curated record. Lineage: Eukaryota; Metazoa; Chordata; Hyperoartia; Petromyzontiformes; Petromyzontidae. Gene Ontology annotation, cellular component: cytosol.
UGUUUCGCGUUUAUAAAAUCUGUCAUUUUAAAGGUACCACGUUUUGGGGCAGCGGCUAUAUUAGAACGCUUACUUCACGACUAAUAUCUGCCGUUGCCAUCACAGUUAUAAUUGCACGACUCAUUACGCCGUACCCAUAGCACUGCUUUUUGUGUUUGGUGUUGUUGAAUUGAGCCGCUCUCUCUCGCUGCUGCUGCUGGUGGCGUGCGGGGAGGCGGUGCAGCUGGUGGUGGUCGUGGUGGGGGAGAGACUCACGGCGGAUGCCUGCACCGCUGCCGCUGCUGCUGCAUCGACUACCGCUGGUGCCUCUGCUGUGUCGAGGCGUGCGACCCGCCUGGUCGAAGCUCCUCGCAAUGGCGAGCGCUGAGGCGACCCGGCGCGGAGCGGGGCCGGGGCCCUGGAGGGUUCUGCUGACCCGCAGAGUCCCCGACUCCGGAGUCGGGGCCCUGGAGGCGAGCGGACAGUGCGAGGUGCAGCAGUGGGACAGCGACGACCAGAUCCCGCAGGAGGAGCUCCUCCGCCGGGUGCCAGGAAUCCACGGCCUCUACUGCCUGCUCACCGACCGCGUCGACGCCGCCGUGCUGGACGCCGCCGGCCCAAGCCUCAAGGUGAUCAGCACCAUGUCAGUGGGGUUCGAUCACCUCUCUCUGGACGAGUGCAAGAAGAGGGGCAUCCGUGUCGGCUACACUCCCGACGUCCUGACGGACGCCACCGCCGAGCUCACCGUGGGUCUGCUGCUCGCCACGUCGCGGAGGCUGGUGGAGGCUGCGGCCGAGGUCAAGAGUGGAGGAUGGGGCACGUGGAAGCCCAUGUGGAUGUGUGGCCAGGGUCUGAGUGGCAGCACUGUGGGUGUGGUGGGGCUGGGCCGCAUUGGGGUGGCGGUGUGCGAGCGUCUCAAGCCGUUCGGCGUGCGGCGAGUGCUGUACACGGGACGCAACCCAAAGCCGGACGUGGAGCAGAGGCUGGGCGCUCAGUUCUUGCCGCUGCAGGAGCUGCUGCGGGAGGCCGACUUCGUGGUGGUGAGCUGCGCGCUCACGGACGCCACGCGGGGGCUCUUCGGCCGCGAAGCGUUCGCCCGCAUGAAACGCUCCGCCGUGUUCAUCAACAUCAGCCGGGGCCUCAUCGUGAACCAAGAUGACCUUUACGAUGCCCUGAGGUCGGGGGAGAUCGCGGCGGCCGGGCUGGACGUAACCACGCCGGAGCCCCUGCCCACCGACCACCCUCUUCUUAGCCUCCGCAACUGUGUGAUCAUGCCGCACAUUGGGAGCGCCACGACCGACACGCGGAGCAAGAUGGCCGUGAUGACCGCGGAGAACCUUCUGGCCGGACUCAGGGGAGAGCCGAUGCACGCCGAGCUCACGCUGCCGCUCUAGCCUCGUCGCUGCCGCUCUCGCGUCGUCGCCGCCGCCCGCCCGCACGCCCCCCCACCCACCCGCCCGCCCGCACGCGGCGACAUCAUUCGGGCUUGGCACUGCUAUCUGAGCAGAUGCCCGAAUCAGUUUAGCGACUGCUGCGUCCACAAAUAACCCGAUUGUUUGUCCCCGCUAAUUACUGCUUUUGUCAUAGCUCCUCUAGGACAACUAGCCCAGCGAUUGGCGAUGGUCAUGCUGCACGGCGGUUAAAGGGACGAGUGGUUUGAGCCAGGAGCAGCACUAUGUGAGCGCAACUCCACAAUUAAUUUCUGGCUUUUUGAAUAGAUGUGAAUACGGAAGAAACUGGGAAUCUCUUAAUAUAACAUGAUCAUCAACUUAUGCACUUCGAAUAAUCCGUGCCAAGUAAGCAUUUUACAUGCUCUGAAUAUUUCUCAUCGCCCUUGCCAAAAAUGUUCCCUCGUAAUGUCCACCACAAUUUCCUUGCUGAUGACUCUCAACUGGAUGUCCCCAUGGACGACACAAACCCAACUUCGCUGUCCACUCUCGCAUUCUGUCGUCUCGGAUCGGUUCGAAAACUUCCUCCAGAAAAAUUUUUCCAAAAACUCGUGUACGCCUCAUCAUCAGAAUCUGAAUCUGUAUUGACACUGCAGGAGGAAUCCGAUGAGCUAUAAAGCUCUUGUUCACAGAUGUCCAGUAGGGGCAGGUCAGAACGUUACAACAACAAACAACACAAAAACACGAUGGUGCAAAAUAUAGGGAAAGGUAAAUAAAUUACUUUAACAAAAAUAUGCAAAUAAAACUAUGAAUUAUUUUUUAUCUUGCCAGGUAAAGCCCACCGAGCUGUAUCGCUCUUUUCAGAAGCAACCUGGCCACAAGUGAUAUCGUAACGAAGUGGCUUAUCAAGUGCGAAUUUUCAGCAGCAAAAUACUUUCAAUUGCCACUGCCAGAAUUGUUACCCACACCUGUAAAUGAGACAAAUCGCACCGAAACUCCAGUCUCUCCACUGGCUGCCAAUGUAAACCCGAUUUCAUGUCAGUGUCACCGUAUUCGUGGCCCUCCAUGGACACUCACCACUGCCUACUUCUCUCCUCUCACUCGACUCCUCCCCAUGCAAUUUCUGACCUCACAUCUCACUCUUUUACAAUCACGUGCUCUCCCACCUCUCCCUCUCAACCUUGUAACCAUGAGCCGUGUGAUGAACUGAUUCCGAUGUUGGGACUGUAGCAAUACACGGGGGCUGUCGUAGGAAUUUCAGUCGCACACCACGUGGGCGAAAGGCAGUGAGGGCACCAGAAGAGAGGGAGCAAUUGACCUCUUUGUGGAAGCUUUGUAAAGGUUACAAGAAUCCCCCGCUGUAAGUGGCCACGUGAUGCGUUGUUUCACGUGCAUGUUGCCUAUUAAUUAGGGAACGUAUUGCCCUAUGAGUGUUAACGUUUUGCGUAUGCGUUCUUUUUUUCAGAAAAUUGCGCAACAUUUUUCGUGCUAUUUUUUUUUGUCAACGAGGAACGCGUGCGGGCGAGAACGGGACUGAUUUACGAUGUAAUAGCUCUACCGUACUGUACACGCGCGGUGCCGACCACCGAAAUCCCCUCCGGCCCGUGAUCGGCUUCCGUCUACCAGCCCGCCGUUUCGCGUGACCGCUGUGCACGUGCGCGGUAGAAAUACUGCGUAGCGUUAGGUCAGGGGGUCGGCAACCAAGUGAAGAAGAAGAGACAUUUCUUUUGGCAAUGCAACGUGAAUACGAGACGGUGGGUCCCUUAAAUAAAUGACGGCACGGAGCAGCAGUCCUUCAAGAGGCACGGCACGCGGCGCCUGAGCCGCAGGUUGCCGCCGACCCGUGCGCGAGAUGAUAGUCUUAAAAUAAGUGCAAAAGGCUUGGAAAGAUCAUUGCAAAAUGCACAGUAAAUGAUGAUAAGUGUCUCUGGCAAGAGAAGGCAAAGUAUGAAUCUAGAGGUUAAAUUAGAAGCUUCGAAGCGUUUUAAAGCAGGUGAAAGGCAGUCGAUAUUUCAAGAAGGCGUGGCUUUCUUCUGCAUAAUAAUUCCACUCCCUCUCCACCCCAAGAGGCCUCGAUCAGAAAACUCUUCAAUCAUCGCUGGUAAAUUGUAUCGAAUUAUACGUAUCGAUUAUUGGCCAGAAUGAAUGUAACCCCUUUUUGUUAACAAGUCUGUGGGAAAUGAGAGUUUGCUGCGAGUCAAUUCGAGUUUAAGGAGCAUUUCUUAGGAACCGCAUCUCUGACGUGUCGCGGGGGGUUCCUGUACAGGGACUCCUCUACUUACGAACAGCUUGGGUCUGUUCGUAAGUCGAUUUGUUCGUAAGUCGAUUCCAACCAUGUACGGCGUGUACACUAAACACGGGGGAUGGCUUUAAAAGUUGUAUUGUCUAGUGUAGAUGUAGAUGCCACUGGUUUUUCACGUUCUGCAGAUGUAGAUGCCACUGGUUUUUCACGUUCUGCAGAUGUAGAUGCCACUGGUCCUUCAUGUUCUGCAGAUGUAGAUGCCACUGGUUCUUCACGUUCUGCAGAUGUAGAUGCCACUGGUUCUACACGUUCUGCAGAUGUAGAUGCCACUGGUUCUUCACGUUCUACAGAUGUAGAUGCCACUGGUUUUUCACGUUCUGCAGAUGUAGAUGCCACUGGUCCUUCAUGUUCUGCAGAUGUAGAUGCCACUGGUUCUUCACGUUCUACAGAUGUAGAUGCCACUGGUUUUUCACGUUCUGCAGAUGUAGAUGCCACUGGUCCUUCAUGUUCUGCAGAUGUAGAUGCCACUGGUUCUACACGUUCUGCAGAUGUAGAUGCCACUGGUUUUUCACGUUCUACAGAUGUAGAUUCCACUGGUUCUUCAUGUUCUGCAGAUGUAGAUGCCACUGGUUCAUCAUGUUCUGUAGAUGUAGAUGCCACUGGUUCUUCAUGUUCUGUAGAUGUAGAUGCCACUGGUUCUUCAUGUUCUGCAGAUGUAAAUGCCACUGGUUCGUCAUGUUCUGCAGAUGUAGAUGCCACUGGUUCUACACGUUCUGCAGAUGUAGAUGCCACUAGUUCUUCACGUUAUGCAGAUGUAGAUGCCACUGGUUCUUCACGUUCUGCAGAUGUAGAUGCCACUGGUUCUUCACGUUCUGCAGCUGUAGAUGCCACUGGUUCUUCACGUUCUGCAGAUGUAGAUGCCACUGGUUCUUCACGUGUUGCAGAUGUAGAUGCCACUGGUUCUUCACGUUCUGCAGGUGUAGAUGCCACUGGUUCUUCACGUUCUGCAGGUGUAGAUGGCACCACCGCCAUCUAUUGCGCGGCGGUUGAACUUACGACUCUCGGUCCAAACAGCCAACUGGACAUACGGACAGGUUCGUAUCUCUGAAAGUUCGUAAGUCGAAUGUUCGUAAGUAGAGGAGUCUCUGACCUCGCACUGCCCGUAUGUUUGCAUGGAAUGCACGCCCGGGGUGGCGGGUGAUAGAGGGGAGCAUGACGUCAGAGUGCGUGAACCUGGCUUCUGUGCUGCGAGAUGUGGUUAAUGUCAUCGUGCAGAUGAGCGGGGUGGUGGUGACGUCACCACCGCACGAGUUGCGUGGGUAGUCGGCGUAAAGUGCGAUGACGUCACCAUUCAGCCCAAUCACGUGACAUCACCGUGGUGAAGUCAUAGGCUUGGUACUCUUAGGUUUUUUCGGUAAAGUCACGUUGGUAAAAAAUAAAAUGAAUAGAAACAAAAUAAAAUAUUUAUUAUUUUGUUUCUAUUAAUUUUAUUCACGUUCUGCAGAUAAAAUUAAUUUAAUAGAAACAAUAAAAUGUUUUUUUUGUUUCUAUUACUUUUAUGUUUGUUUCUAUUAAUUAUAUUUUUUACCUACGUGACUUUACCGAAAAAACCUAAGAGUAGGAAUCCUUGCAGUCACGAAAGCUUCAAAUCUAGAAUCAUAAGCUCGGCUCAAGGGGCGAUGAGGUCUUGCCUAAACGUCGGAGGCGCGGUCAAUGUGCAGAGUGCUCCGGAGGGCUUUACCAUUGAACGUUGUGGUUAGCAGGCCAGAGCGCAUCGCCGUAGCAAGGCAGAGCACGGUCUGAGGAGCUGCCUCGUUGAGCGUUUUCGUGGACGUGUCAAAAUCCAGCCAACCGGAGGCGCCACACGUGACUAUGAACUCUCCAUGGACGCAACGCACACACUCAUUGGCUGAGCACCACCCGUGCAAGGCACUCCGUGUUCCAGCGUACCAUUCAAUAAGAGCCUUAGAGCACCAUGGAAUUGAUGGCGCUCUAUGCAUUAAAUAUAAAUCAAUGGGGGAACCGAUUUUAACCGGUAGACUUUUGCAAUGAAAUGCGACUCACUCUUCUGGAAGAUUCCGGCUCCCAUUGGUUUGUUGGAAUUAUUUUUUCAAAAACUUGGGUGCCAAAUGUUUUUAAUUAGGGAAGACAGCAAUUGUCCGUAAAUGUCCUCGGCAAGAGAAGCAUUUUUGGCUUGAUGCGUGAUUUACUCUGACGAACCGUUUCAGAGAUACAGAGCAUGACGGAUGGACGGACAAUUUUUUUUAUAGAGAUGCCGGACGAUAACACAAAUAUUCCUAGAUUAGGUGCAGAAUAUUGCAUUGCCCUAUGUCACCAUAAACAACUUUUAAAUCGGUAUCGCUUUACUAAAUGAUUGAUUUUGUUCAUGCAAUAUUACAGCAUUAAUUUCAGAUGUGAUGAUUAACAAGGCAAUAAAAUACUACAGUCAUGUGCAA